GGCAUACAAAGAUAAAAGAGGGAUACGUUGCUGAUGAAUUUUUCAAUUAUUUGGUUUCCGGUCAUCUCUCAGGGAAUGCACUUAUAGUAUCUUUUGUUAGAUUAAUUCAACAAUGUGGAAGUUUAAAAAGAAUCACGUUUAUUGCGAAAGAUAACAGUUAA
Funneliformis caledonium is the source of this 161-nucleotide messenger RNA. NCBI's taxonomy places the organism in Eukaryota, Fungi, Glomeromycota, Glomeromycetes, Glomerales, Glomeraceae. The record is from the annotation of a GenBank genome assembly.